AUGGCUAAAGAAGGAGACAUGUCACUGUUCAAUGAUGUGUUGGAGCCGUUUAGACGGGUAAUAAAUACGGACCCGCCGAAAGACAAACUGUCGUCCGCUACAAAACUGAAUUUUUCUGAUAGUAAUCAAUCUAUGAAAGAAGGACUCAAUAACCUAUUAUCACUUGGCAAAAGAAAGUCGAGCGUUUGCAUGAAUGAUGUAUGUACGCCGGAGAAACGUGUGCGUUCGGAGUCCAGCUCGACACCGGCGUCUGCACCUCCGUCACCAUGGGAAGCUAAGAGGCUGAAAAUAGAUCUAAUAGCUGCUAAAGCUCAGAUUACAAAGUUGGAGUCCCGCAUAAACCACCAGCAUACAAUUCGUAAAGAGAUGCAGAUCCUGUUUGAAGAAGAGAAGGGAUCACUUGUGGAACAACACAAGAGGGAUGAGAGAGCUCUCUCUGAUAUGGAGGACAGAUUGCAACUAAUAAGGAGAAGGGAACAGGAGCUGAAGGAUGAAUACAAUCAGGCAUUGAAAGAACACAAAGAUCAGAAAGCUAACUGGGACAGAGAGAAGGCGGACUUACACAAACAGAUAGCUGACAUGAAGGACAAGCUGCUGGAGUGCAGCGUCAGCAGCAAGGACCAGCUGUCUGAGAUGAAGAAGGAUAUGGACGAAUUGUUACAGGCAUUGGAAGGAGCUCAGUCAGAAGUAGAAAUAUUAAAAGGCGAGGUAGCAAAACAAACAACCAGGGCAGAACAGUGCACUACACUGAGGACUCAGCUGGAGAAGCAGACUUUCGAGCUGCAGAGCGUCACCAACAAACUCAAGGAGUUGGAGUACGAGAGAGACUCUUACAAAGACUGGCAGCAACAGGCUAAGACUGCACAAAAACGUCUAAGCAAUAUGGCGGAGCUAGAGAAGGAGGUGAACAGACUUCGUUCACAAGAGCGGUCGCUACGCGAUGCCGUCUGCAACAAGCUACUGUUGGAGGAACAAGUCCAUCAGUUGCAGUCCAGGGUCGAUGUCUUGCAGCCUGUGCAGAAUGAACUGCAUGAGGCCAAGGUUAAACUAGCUACUCUAGAAUCAGCACUAGAAGAAUGGAAGUCAGCGGCGCGCACGCACGGAGUAGAGAGCGCGCGCGCUCUGUCGGGCGCGCUGGACGCCGCGCUCACCUCGCAGCUCGACGCCACCGCCGCCUCCUCGCACGCCCAGUCGCAGCUGGCGCAGCUCACUGAGGAAGUAGCAACAAUAAAGUUCGAGCGCGACAAGGCGACCAGCAAGCUGAACGAGCUGCAAGUAGUCCGCAAGAACCAGGAGAGUCUCAUACAUAGGCUGCAGAAGCGGCUGCUACUUGUCACCCGGGAGAGAGAUAGCUAUAGACAGCAGUUGGACUGCUACGAGAAGGAGCUGACGGUGUCGCUGUGCGGCGAGGCGGGCGCGGGCAGCGCGGCGCUGCUGGCGGCGCGCGUCGACCAGCUCGAGCGCGCGCUGCAGGCAUACCGGGACCUGCUCGCGCACUCCGACCAGCCCGCGCAUACUGCACUGGUGGAGACGUUACGCGCAGAGUCAAGCAAAUGGCGCGAGGAGGCUGAGAACCUCAAGCGUGACGUAGCCAAGUUACGAGCACAGAGGGACACGUUACAAGCUAACUUGGAACGUAUCGGCGCGCAAUCGCAGACCAAGGUGCUCCACCUAACCAACAAUCCCGCGGCAGAAGCUCAGAAACAAAUCCAGUUAGACCUAGAGGCUGCACAAGAAGAGAUCAAAAGACUAAAAGCAAGUUUGCGAGAAGGUGGCGGCUCUCGAGCUUGUCCUGAAGAGAUACAGCAGUUGAAGCAACAGCUGGAAAGCAGUCGUAUUAAACUUAAAAGGUUGAAAGAAGAGUUCACGUCCUCAGCGCAGGAGUACAGAGACGUGUGCUACAUGCUACUAGGUUAUAAAAUUGAUAGAACUGGACAUAAGAAUUAUAGAAUAUCAAACAUGUACGCGGAGUCAUCGGAAGAGUAUCUAACGUUUACGUUGGACGACGACGGCAUAGAGAUGGUCCACACUGACUACUCAGCGACUCUUGGCGAGUUAGUCGAGUUACAUCUACACCAGCACCGCUCUAUACCACUGUUCCUAAGCGCACUCACUAUGGAACUAUUCACAAGAACUACAAUGCAACAGGUGCAGUGA
Spodoptera littoralis (African cotton leafworm) is the source of this 2157-nucleotide messenger RNA. The record is from the annotation of a GenBank genome assembly. Lineage: Eukaryota; Metazoa; Arthropoda; Insecta; Lepidoptera; Noctuidae.